Messenger RNA from Spirodela intermedia, 249 nucleotides. Lineage: Eukaryota; Viridiplantae; Streptophyta; Magnoliopsida; Alismatales; Araceae. The record is from the annotation of a GenBank genome assembly.
AUGGCGGAUAUUGCACUGCUAGUGGUGGAAGAGUACGAGAGGAGGAAGAGGAGAGAUGAGGAGCAGAUGGUGGGGAUCGGCGGCGUGGUCUCGUCUUACAUCUCGUCGUUGAGCAGGAGGGUGGUCUCUUCCUCCAUCAAGGGGAAGGCUGCGCAGGUGGGAGCGAUGGAGAUGGAGGGAUUCAGGAAGCCAGUUGCGCCAAAGAGCCCUUUGGCCCUCGCCGCCUUUGAGGGCUUCUUUCCCGCAUGA